AUGUGGCUACUGAGCACCGACCGCGCCGAACUGCACUACUUCUCCCGGACCUUCGACGCUGACGGAGGCUACGCGAUCCUCUCGCAUACCUGGGAGAAAAACGAGCAAACGUACCAGGAAGUUCGUGCUAUCAGCGAACGAUGCCGACGCCAUCAUGCGAAUCCCCGAGACGAUCCUGAGCUGUCGCCCAAGAUCCGCGAGAUGUGCAUUCUCGCCGAAGAACACGGGUACCAGUGGGCCUGGGUCGACUCGUGCUGCAUCGAUAAGACGAGCAGUAGCGAGCUUUCCGAGGCCGUCAACUCGAUGUAUCGGUGGUACUCCGACUGCGAGGUGUGCUAUGCGUACCUCGCCGACGUCCCUGGCGACUGUAUUCUGGACGCGUCGAACUCCGCCUUCAGAAGGAGCCGCUGGCACACUCGAGGAUGGACCCUCCAGGAGCUCGUUGCCCCCGCGCGUCUCUUGUUCAUAUCUAGCGACUGGACCGAGUUGGGGAACAGAACGACCCUGGCCAACCUGCUACAGGAGAUCACAGGGAUCGAAUCCAGGAUUUUCACCAGACAGAAGAGACCUGCCGACUUCUCCAUUGCCUCGCGCAUGAAUUGGGCGUCGAGACGAAGGACGACGCGCGUGGAAGACGAAGCGUACUGCUUGAUGGGCCUUUUCGAUGUCAGCAUGCCGGCCAACUACGGAGAGGGUGAAAGGGCGUUUACGCGCCUACAAUACGAGAUCAUGCGCCACAACUCAGACACCAGCCUCUUCGUCUUUGGAGACGAUUUCUUGCCUCGCGGAGACUUCAGCACCCAUGGCAUCACUCUUGGGCUUCACGUCGAUAUUUGCGAUACAUGGCAGUUUCUGUUAGCAUCCUCUCCACGUGAGUUUGAGACACGAGUGCACUAUACCCCGAGGAGUCUCAACCCCUUGAACCUAGCAGGACAGCGGAGGCGCGUGGGACGGAGCUGA
Molecule: messenger RNA, 960 nt
Organism: Dichomitus squalens LYAD-421 SS1
Lineage: Eukaryota; Fungi; Basidiomycota; Agaricomycetes; Polyporales; Polyporaceae
Exons: 2
Coding region: 1-960 (319 amino acids)
Source: RefSeq, a predicted model, not a curated record